UUUUGAGGAGAGCACCACUGAAGCCACCUGCCUGAGACCAUGAAACUCCUCAGUAAUAUCUUUAUUUAUCGCCGGCUUCUCCUUAUAGCUAUCACUGUGCUGGGUUUUCUGCCACUUCCUCUCAUCAUCCACUCAAAGGAAGCGGAAUGUGCCUACGUACUCAUUGUUGUUGCCAUCCUGUGGGUGACCGAGGCUUUGCCUCUGUCAGUAACUGCUUUGCUGCCCGGGUUAAUGUUCCCUAUAUUGGGGAUCCUGCCUUCUACACAUGUGGCAUCCACUUAUUUCAAAGAUUUUCACCUGCUGUUGAUUGGAGUCAUCUGCUUAGCAACCUCCAUAGAAAAAUGGAACUUGCACAGGAGGAUUGCUCUCAGGAUGGUGAUGAUGGUGGGCGUGAACCCAGCAUGGCUGACCUUGGGAUUCAUGAGCAGCACUGCCUUCCUGUCUAUGUGGCUUAGCAACACCUCAACUGCUGCCAUGGUGAUGCCCAUCGUGGAGGCUGUGUCGCAGCAGAUCAUCAGUGCCGAGGCUGAGGCUGAGGUCAACCAGAUGACUUAUAUCAAUGAGGCUGCCAGCGCAGGACUGGAUAUUGAUGAAACUGCUAUGGGACAAGAAACAAAGCAGAAGAAAGCGAAAACAAAACCAUUUCCAGGGUAUAGUAAUGAUACUGGGGAAAUUUCAAGCAAGACUGAGACCGGAAAGAAUUCUGUCACAGGAAAAAAAUACCGAUCAAAGAAGGAUCACAUGAUGUGUAAGCUUAUGUGCUUGUGUAUUGCUUACUCUUCUACCAUUGGCGGGCUGACCACGAUCACUGGUACCUCCACCAACUUGAUCUUCACUGAGCAUUUCAACACACGCUACCCUGACUGUCAGUGCCUCAACUUUGGAUCGUGGUUUUUAUUUUCCUUCCCAGCUGCGAUUAUUAUUCUACUGUUGUCCUGGAUCUGGCUUCAGUGGCUUUUUCUAGGAUUCAAUUUUAAGGAGAUGUUCAAUUGUGGCAAAACCAGAACAGCUAAAGAAAAAGCUUGCGCUGCAGUGAUUAAACAAGAAUACGAAAAACUUGGGCCAAUGAGGUAUCAAGAAAUUAUGACCUUGAUCCUCUUCAUUGCAAUGGCCUUGCUAUGGUUCAGCCGGGAUCCAGGAUUUGUUACUGGUUGGUCUGUACUUUUUGCAAAGUACUCUGGUUUUGUAACAGAUUCAACUGUUGCAUUAAUUAUAGGACUACUUUUCUUCCUGAUCCCAGCAAAGAUAAUGACAAAAACUACAUCUACAGGAGAAAUCGUUGCUUUUGAUUAUUCUCCACUGAUUACUUGGAAAGAGUUCCAGUCAUUCAUGCCAUGGGAUAUAGCCAUUCUUGUUGGUGGAGGAUUUGCUCUGGCAGAUGGCUGUAAGGAAUCAGGACUAUCUCUGUGGAUAGGAAAUAAAUUAUCUCCAUUAGGUUCAUUGCCAAUAUGGCUAGUCAUUCUGAUAUCUUCUUUGCUUGUCACGUCUUUGACAGAGGUAGCCAGCAAUCCAGCUACCGUUACCAUCCUUCUCCCUAUAUUAUCUCCACUGGCUGAAGCCAUCCACGUGAACCCUCUUUAUAUUUUGCUGCCUUCUACUCUGUGUACCUCAUUUGCAUUCCUUCUACCAGUAGCAAAUCCACCCAAUGCGAUUGUUUUCUCAUAUGGCCAUCUGAAAGUCAUUGACAUGGUUAAAGCUGGACUUGGUGUUAAUAUUCUCGGUGUUGCUGUGGUGAUGCUCGGCAUGUUUACCUGGAUUUCAACCAUGUUUGACUUGGAAACUUACCCGCCUUGGGCUCCUACAAUUAGUAAUGUGACCGUGCCAUGAAAAGCACAGAGUUUGUUACUAUCUUUUGGUGACUUUGGGGGAACCAUUAAGAAUUCGCUGGAACUUAGGACUGUGGGUAACUAAAGAAAAUUAAGGCAGUCGUAGUAUAGCUGCUGCGAUUCCAAUGUACGUGCAAAACCAGCUGUCCUGAUUCAGACGCCAUAUUUCCAUUGGGCCAUGACUGAAGAGUACCUGUCUGCCUUCUCUGAGAGCCUAGGGUUGAGAUUUUGCUCAUGGAUUGCCUGUGUCUUGCUCCCUCAUAAGAAUAACUUAUAAUUUGACUUUCACAGAGGUCAAGCCAUUUUGUUUACCUUAGAAUCAGAGUUCAGUAUAAUAUCUCAAGCAGUAAUUUAUUAGAAAACUUUUAUUCAGAAACUAUGAAAUUAAAGACAGAAAACAUAGUAUACAAGUUAAUUAGCUAUUGGGACACAUCAUUUCUAUAGUGUUGUUCAAAACUUGCUAAAAGAAAACACCAAAGCUAUAGUCAUCUGGUGGUGCAGAAAAAUUGUAAAAUUCAACAGAUUAUUCUUAAUACACAUAAGAUAAAAUUUAAAUUGAACUAGUACAUAGUUCUAAAUUUAUAAUUGGAUCACAGAAAACUCAUUGGUAAUGAUGGAUUUCUACUUGAUUUGAUUGGUAGAUUAAUGGUCCACACUUCCCUGGCAUCUGCACUGAGAAAUGUGUUUUGGAUAGCUAUGAACAAGGCUUGAUAAAAUUUGUGCUAUUUAUACAGUAUAGUUAGAAAAACCAGUGAAACUAUCACCAACUUUAAGUGCUUAUCUUAUUUUAGAAAUGUGGAAUUUCAUCUGUUAAAAAGGAAACAUAGAAAUAUAAAUGAAUUAUCAGUAUGUACAUGGAAAUAAAAAGGUCUUAUGUGUCCUCACAUCAAAACUCUAAUAGAAUAUUAGUGAGAAAAUAAAUAAUAAAUUUUAAUUUAAGACAUUUACCAAAGAGGUCACUUAUGAGCAAGCCAUAUAAAAAGAAAAUGAACCUGAACAUUAAAACAAAAAUAAGAUGUGAGAAAGAAUAAUGUCUGUUUGCAUGCUAAGAUGAGAAUAGAGUGAAUAAAAUGACAAUUAAAUACAAAAUAUGGCCUACUUGGCAAGUGCAAGGUUCUGAGUUUGAUUCCUGCUACCAAAAAACAAAACAAAAGAUGGAAAUGUUACAUCACAGAAUUCUUAUGCUGAAAAGGUGAUAGAAAACAAGGUCAAAAACCCCACCUUAUUUGUUAUUAUAUUUGUGUAAUUUGUUAUUUUUAGUAUUUGUCUGUACUUUUCUAUAUGUUACAAAUCUGUAGUUGUUUGAAACUUGCAAAAAAAAACCAAAGCUAUAUUCAUCUGGUUGUCCAGAAAAAUUGUAAAACUCAAUGGAUUAUUCUUAAUGCACAUAGGAUAAAAUUGAAAUUGUUAUUGAAAUCAAUUGAUUAAAUGGAUGGUUGAUAAAUUAUUUUAAAUAAUGUUUCUUUUAAAUUUUAUGUGAAGAAUUGCUGUUAAUUAUGUAUUAAUUAAUCAAUAUGAAAUUUAUCCUUUUUUGAGGAGAAAUUCGUAAAUUUAAAACAAAAUACACUACUUGUGCUUUGUGGGAACUGUUUAAGUUCAUCCUAUUCUAUUGUUCUUUUUCCUAUUAUAUGUUAUACACAUUUUUUUAUGAUCCAUAGUAUUGAUUAUUUAUCUCCACUUCCAGUCAUUCAAUGUAUCACUGCUGAAUUGGGUUAUAUAAUGGGUGUAUUUUCAUUGUAAAAAAAUAAAAUGACUUUUCAAAUUAU
Octodon degus (degu) is the source of this 3592-nucleotide messenger RNA. RefSeq names its product solute carrier family 13 member 1 (gene Slc13a1). Gene Ontology annotation, biological process: monoatomic anion transmembrane transport. Gene Ontology annotation, cellular component: membrane. Gene Ontology annotation, molecular function: sodium:sulfate symporter activity. Lineage: Eukaryota; Metazoa; Chordata; Mammalia; Rodentia; Octodontidae. Bases 40 to 1827 code for a protein of 595 amino acids. The record is from RefSeq and is a predicted model, not a curated record. The transcript has 15 exons.